Molecule: messenger RNA, 1031 nt
Organism: Cutaneotrichosporon oleaginosum
Lineage: Eukaryota; Fungi; Basidiomycota; Tremellomycetes; Trichosporonales; Trichosporonaceae
Biological process (GO): inositol phosphoceramide metabolic process
Cellular component (GO): inositol phosphoceramide synthase complex; Golgi membrane
Molecular function (GO): inositol phosphoceramide synthase regulator activity
Source: RefSeq, a predicted model, not a curated record
GUUGGGUUCCACUCGCUCUUCCCAUCUUCAUCGUCGCUCAUCUGCCGCCUCGGGAUCCUCGGGCUCAUCAUGCGGCUCUCCUUUCGCCGCGUUCAGCCGGGGGCCGUCUUCUCCUCGUUCUUCGGCAUCCUCGACAUCAAGCUGGGCUGCGAGAUCAUCUUGCUCUUCGCUCUCAUCAACAAGGUCGCCGGCGUCUAUGGUCUCAUCACGGUGAUUGUCGGCGGCUCCUUCGCGCAGAUCACCUUCUACGCCUACUCUGUCAUUUCGCUCUUGGGUCUGCAAUGGGGUCUCAAACAGGUCAAGGCUGAAUCAUCCCAAAAGGUGCUCCUCGUCGCCCACCUCUACGUGCUCGACCAUGUGAUUCAGCAGGUCUUCCACUACCUCUUCUUCUACAACUACUGGUAUAUUCAGAAGCAUGAGGGACAGCGUGAUUUGAAUUCGCAGGCGCAGAAGGACAUCUUCAACCUGGCCGUCUCCCGCAACGAGGUGUCGGCCAGCGACGCGAACCCAUCCGAGGCAGAUGCGCAGCUGCGCGCCGGCCAGGCGAUGCAGAUCUGGAACCAUGAGAAGGGAUACGCGCUUGGCGUUAUCAUGCUCGGAUUCUUGUUCAAGAUCUACGCCUGUAUGGCCUUGUACUCGUACGCCGCGCACCUGCGGCAGAACACAUACCACUCCCUCCCGCUCACGAAGGACGCGCACGCGGCUCGCGACGCGAUAAUCGCGAGCAGAUCACAGAACGCCUCUCCAGUGGAGGAGGAUGAGCUUGCGCUCGCCGAGGCGGAGAUUGCGCGCGACCGCGCCCGCGAGAACGGGCCCGCCCGCUCGCCUCGGACUUCGCCAGCCGUCGAGGCAUCUGCACUGCCCAGGACAGACAAGGGCAAGCGUGCCUCGGAAGACUUCAGCUGGGACUAGUCAUCUCUAUGCAUCCACCACAUAUCACAUAGAGCCUCGCGUAUGUAUUCGAUAUUGUGCGCAGAAGCCAUAAUACUAUACAAUGGGUGGAGUGGAGGUCAUGUUUCACAGUGGAUUCC